This is a messenger RNA of Capronia epimyces CBS 606.96, 876 nucleotides long. RefSeq lists its product as uncharacterized. NCBI's taxonomy places the organism in Eukaryota, Fungi, Ascomycota, Eurotiomycetes, Chaetothyriales, Herpotrichiellaceae. The coding region runs from base 1 to 876 and encodes 291 amino acids. The record is from RefSeq and is a predicted model, not a curated record. The transcript has a single exon.
AUGUCGACGCCCUCGGAGCCUCCCCCAUCAUAUGCCGUGGCUACUGGUUCCUCCACCACAUCUGCUGCACCUAAAGCAUCAUCACAUCUUCAAGUGCCCAAGGACAGAAAUGGAAUCCCGGCGCUCGCGCGUCGGUCGAUGGAAGACCUCCAACGGCCGCUACCCCAAGGCUGGGUGAGGUCUUACGACCCAAAAGAGAACCACCAGUUCUUUGUCAACACCAAAGAAGAUCCUCCAAAGUCAUACUGGGAGCAUCCGCUCGACAUUCCCGAAGUCGUGCGGAGCUUGAGCAGUGAAGAGCGCGAAAGAUUGCAGGAGGAGGAAGACAAACUGCGAAAACAAUUCCCCCAUUCUGCAGACCACUCUGAGGACGAGGGUCACGCCAACGAGCCACCUCUUCCACCACGCCCCUCUAAUCAACAACGUCCCUCAACAUCCAAGGCUCCACAGAAGAAAACCUUUGGAGAAAAGCUCAAAGAUAAGGUGACCGGCACCACUCACGAGGAGCGCGUUCUCGAGCGAGCCAAACGAGAGGAAGAAGAGAGACAGUACUAUGAAGCACACCUGAAACUCCGCCAGGCAAUGCAGAAGGCUCAAAUGACUGGCCAGCCCCAAUUCUUUGCGAAGGACAAAGAUGGCAAAGACAUCUACAUCGAGCCUCCUGGUGGACCUGGAUACGGAUAUGGUGGAUAUGGACCUAGAGGCUACGGUAUCAAUCCGUAUGCCCAAGGCCCUUAUUCCAAUCCCAACGUCAGAGUUAUCCGACCUGGCUACCCCUACAAUCGUCCCUAUGGCCCAUACAGCGGUGGCGGUGCCGGUUUACCUAUUGCAGGAGGCUUACUGGGCGGCAUGCUUCUCGGAGGUUUACUGUUUUAA